Arachis stenosperma is the source of this 2259-nucleotide messenger RNA. RefSeq lists its product as uncharacterized. The record is from RefSeq and is a predicted model, not a curated record. The transcript has a single exon. Bases 1 to 2259 code for a protein of 752 amino acids. NCBI's taxonomy places the organism in Eukaryota, Viridiplantae, Streptophyta, Magnoliopsida, Fabales, Fabaceae.
AUGGCUGACGUUCCUCCCCCGACCCCAUCUGAGCUCCUGCGGAUGGUGACCGAGCUUCAACAAGCAAAUCAACAAAUGGCGGAGGAAAACCGAAGAAUGCAGGAACAAAUUGCGCAAUUGGUUACUGAUCGGCUGGAACACAACGAUGAUCAUCAUAACCGAGAGGAAAAUCAUGAACGUCGAUCAAUGCCAACCCAUGUUUCUGAAACACCCCAACGGGAAGAAGAGGAAGCCCACCAAACAGAAAGGUCCCAACCAGAGGCUGAGGAAGAAGAGCGCGACAAUUCUGCCGGCCCGUUCACGGUCGACAUUAUGAAUUUCCAGCUUCCCCGACAGUUCACCCUGCCGACCACUCUGACCCCAUACGAUGGAUUAGGAGAUCCAAAGCAGCAUAUUAAGAAAUUCCGAUCUAUUAUGAUUGUUAAUGGUGCAUCUGACCCUAUUUUAUGCCGUUGUUUUCCAUCUUUUUUAGAUGGUCCUGCACUUGACUGGUUUUGCUCUUUGCCUGCAGAUUCAAUAUCGCGUUUUCAAGAGUUGGCAAAGCAGUUCGAAGAUCACUUUGCAGCAUCUGCAAUAUACCUGCACGAUUCUGACUACCUGACGACCAUCAAACAGGGCCCACAAGAGAGCCUGAAGGACUAUAUCACUCGUUUCACAAAGGUCGCCAUGAGGAUCCCCGACCUUCAUCCUGAAGUCCAUCUCCAUGCAAUUAAGAGCGGCCUCCGUCCGGGCAAAUUUCAGGAGACAAUAGCUGUGAGUAAACCGAAAACCUUGGCCGAAUUCCGUGAAAAGGCCAAGGGACAGAUAGAUGUUGAAGAACUUCGGCAAGCCCGCAAAACAGAAAAGUCAACCGCAGUCAAGGAUGAUGAUAAGCCCCUAGAUAGUAAGAAAGCAUUCAAGCCAGUUCCCCGUUAUGAGUCAUACACCCAGUUCAACACAAAGAGAGAUGACAUUAUUAAAGAAAUACUCAACUCCAAAUUAAUCAAGCCUCCUCGUAAAGCCGGCGCUUACCCGGAGUCCAAGACUGUUGAUAAAUCCAAAUAUUGCACCUUUCAUCAGAAACAUGGGCACACAACGGAUGAAUGUGUGAUCGCUAAAGAUCUCUUAGAGCGCCUCGCAAGACAAGGACAUCUCGACAAGUUUAUCGCCGGGCGUAUGCAGAAGAAUGCAACCUCGGCUUCCGACCUUGCAACAGCAAGUCCCUCAUCAAAAGAAAAGGAUAAGACACCAGCCCAACCCAGAGGAAUCAUCAAUUGUAUUUCAGAAGGAUAUGCGGGAGGCGGACAUACUAGCUCGGCCCAGAAAAGAACUUAUCGGGCCAUGUUGGCCGUCACAGAUGCCCCUAAAGUUUCUCAGCCGAUCCAAGAUUUCCCAGAAAUGACUUUCGGUUCAACCGACUUUAAUCAUACCGAUGCUAAUUAUGACGAUCCAGUGGUGAUUUCUAUCCAGUUGGGGGAUUUAAUAGUCCGCAAAGUACUUCUCGAUCCCGGAAGUAGUGCAGAUGUCUUAUUCUUUACCACGUUUGAAAAGAUGAAACUAAGUAACAAAAUUUUGCAACCAUACCAUGGAGACUUGGUCGGAUUUUCCGGGGAGCGAGUCCCUGUUUUGGGUUCCGUGUGGUUACAAACCACACUCGGUGAGCAACCAUUAUUUAAGACACAAGACAUUCAAUAUCUUGUUGUCGACUGCUUUAGUCCUUAUAAUCUCAUAUUAGGUAGACCAUUUUUAAAUAAAUUUACAGCAAUCGUGUCUACAGUUCACCUUUGUGUUAAGUUCCCUGUGCAGGAUAAUUUAGUGGCAACCAUACAUGGCGACCUCCAUGAAGCUCGGCAAUGCUAUAAUACAAGCUUGAAGCCCAUCAAAAGGAGCAACAUGGUGCAGGUCAACUCCAUACAACCCGACCAACCAAGUUUGACAGAAAUCGACCCAAGAGCCGACUUUGAAGAUCGGCCCAUGCCAAACGAGGACUUAACAAAGGUGGCCCUGACCGAGGACCCCGCCAAGUACACCUUUGUGGGGACAUCAAUCAGUAAGGAGGAGAAAGAAUCACUCAUAAAGUUUUUGCGACAGAAUGCCGACUUAUUUGCUUGGACACCUGCCGAUAUGCCCGGAAUAGACCCAUCUGUUAUUACCCACAAAUUGGCAAUUAAUCCAGAAGCUCGCCCAGUUUCCCAAAAGAAAAGAAACCUCGGAGCAGAAAAACGCCUUGCGUCCCUUGCCGAGGUCAAAAAGCACAUUACUGCUAACUUCAUCAAAUAA